AUGUGUAAGCGUGACAAACAAAACACCCACACAAUAAGAAUCAUGAGAUCUGCUACUCUUUUUCUGGUUUCUUGUAUUCUCAUGUCUUUCGUUCUGAACCAAGUCAAAGAAGUGGAGGGUGUUGGGACAUCAAACGGCCGCCCGGGCUUCCAGAAGGCUAUUUUUAAGGGACCAUGCGGCUCCAACGGAAGCAAGACGUGCAUAAACGACUUUGUUAAGGAAGGAGGUGAAAGCGACAGGCCUACAAGUUGCAGCUGUGAACCUAUGGGCACAGACCAUUUAUGCAUAUCAUCGACCGUUUCCUUGAGACUCUGCGCAGCUUUCCAGCCAAAACAUUUGUGCGAAAGCAGACACAGAAACAGAGUAAUGGAACGAGUUUUGUCUGUGACCACCAUUUUUCUUGUUCUCGCUUUGCCUGGAAGAUGCAGCGAUGUUAAUAUUUUCAGCAGGAAUGAUUUCCCCCAGGGCUUCGUUUUCGGAUCCGCCACUUCUGCUUAUCAGUGGGAAGGAGCUUUUGAUGAAGAUGGGAAAAAGCCUAGCGUCUGGGACACUUUCCUUCACUCUCGGAACUUAGAUAAUGGAGACAUAGCUUGUGAUGGGUAUCACAAGUACAAGGAAGAUGUGCAGCUGAUGGUGAAAACUGGUUUAGAUGCCUUCAGAUUCUCCAUAUCUUGGUCUAGGCUUAUACCGAAUGGAAGAGGUCCUGUUAACCCAAAGGGUCUUCAGUUCUACAAGAACUUUAUCCAAGAACUUGUAAUCAAUGGAAUUGAACCACAUGUUACACUGUACCACUACGAUCAUCCUCAGUAUCUAGAGGAUGAAUAUGGAGGAUGGAUCAACCGUAGAAUCAUCGAAGAUUUUACUGCUUAUGCAGAUGUUUGCUUCAGAGAGUUUGGUAAUCACGUCAAGUUCUGGACCACGAUCAACGAGCCUAAUAUAUUCGCUAUUGGAAGCUAUAACGAUGGGGCUACACCGCCUGGAGGUUCCGUAGGCUUUAGCAUAUUUGCAAUAGGGUUUAAUCCUUCCACAAGCUCCAAGGAUGAUGAAAUUGCAACUCAAAGAGCCAAAGCUUUCCAUAUGGACUGGAUGCUUAGGCCUCUUGUAUUCGGAGAAUAUCCCAACGAAAUGAAAAGAAGCGUUGGAUCAAGACUACCAGUUUUCUCAGAGGAAGAAUCAGAACAAGUUAAAGGCUCAUCUGACUUCUUAGGAAUCAUUCACUAUUUUGGGGCCAUUGUCACAAACAUCAAAUUCAAACCUUCUCUUUCAAGAAACCCAGAUUUCCGCUCAGACUUGGGCGUGUCUGUCUCUAUCGUUGGGAAUUUUUCGGCUUUCGAGUAUGCUGUUUCUCCAUGGGCUAUGGAAGGUGUCCUGGAGUAUAUAAAGCAGAGCUAUGGCAAUCCUCCUGUCUACAUUCUUGAGAAUGGUAGACCGAUGAAGCAAGAUUUGCAGCUGCAAGAGAAGGACACACCAAGGAUUGAGUACUUACAUGCUUACAUUGGUGCUGUGCUAAAAUCCGUUAGGAAUGGAUCAGACACGAGAGGCUACUUCGUAUGGUCAUUCAUGGAUUUAUACGAGUUACUGAGAGGAUACAAGUUUAGUUUUGGAUUGUACUCUGUAAAUUUCAGCGAUCCUCAUCUCAAGAGAUCUCCAAAACUCUCUGCUCAUUGGUACUCUGCUUUUCUCAAGGGCAAACCCACUUUUCUUGGCUCACAAGGCAUCAAAAAAUGGCAGAGCAACUUCUCUUCUUCAGCUGCAAGUUUCUCCAUCCAAGCAAGUCGGCUAGAGAAAUGUUCGUGGAGAAGCACCUACCUUCCGGAGAAACCUCAAAACAUCAUGAAUCCAGUAGACUCGUGUUGGCGGCUCAAGUCUGACUGGGCCGCCAACCGCAAAGAUCUAGCCAAUUGCGCGGUUGGGUUUGGUUCAUCUGCCUUGGGCGGCAAGAAAGGUAAUAUAUAUGUUGUUACAAACCCUAGCGACAAUGCAGCGAACCCUCAGCCUGGUUCUCUGCGAUACGGUGUGAUCCAAGACAAGCCUCUAUGGAUCACUUUCGCUAAGGAUAUGGUGAUGUUGCUUGGACACAACGAUGGUUUCGUACAAGAUGUAAACAUGAAAGUGACCGUGGCAUUCAAUCAUUUUGGACCAGGACUUGUGGAGAGAAUGCCAAGGGUAAGACGAGGGUACGCUCAUGUAGCAAACAAUAGAUACGAUAAAUGGAUAAUGUAUGCAAUCGGUGGUAGCGCCGAUCCCACCAUUUUCAGUGAAGGCAACUAUUUCAUUGCGUCUGAUAAAUCUAACAGCAAAGAGGUGACAAAGAGAGAAGUGAAAGGAGGGUGGAACAAUUGGAGAUGGAGAACUUCAAAGGACGUUUUCAAGAACGGAGCUUAUUUCGUGCCUUCAGGUUACGGCAGUAUCGUGUUGCCGUACAGUUCUGCUCAGCGAUUCCCAGUCGCUCCGGGAAACAUGGUUCCUUCUCUAACCGCAGACGCUGGCCCUCUAAACUGCAACCGCAACCGUCCUUGUUACUAGUAUAGAAGAGCUAAACGCACACGCCAAAAGAAAAUGCCACAUGUACUCUUUCCACGAGAUGUAUCUAAUUUCUGGUAUAUCACGUUAUUUUUCGUUAUUUAUUAGUUUAGACCGAAUAACGAUAUGUUUCGGUCGGGUGCAUGCUUUUGCCACUUUAGAUGUGGUUAUAACUUAUGAACGAUGAGAUACGUCAAGAGUUUGUUGCACCAAAUGCAUAUUUUAAUUAUUUGUGUAUACAUAUUUAUAAUUGAUAUUUUUCUUGAUCCAGGAUACAAAA
Molecule: messenger RNA, 2803 nt
Organism: Thlaspi arvense
Lineage: Eukaryota; Viridiplantae; Streptophyta; Magnoliopsida; Brassicales; Brassicaceae
Source: the annotation of a GenBank genome assembly